This is a messenger RNA of Hylaeus volcanicus, 4606 nucleotides long. RefSeq lists its product as uncharacterized. Bases 13 to 4293 code for a protein of 1426 amino acids. Gene Ontology annotation, molecular function: phosphatase activity. The transcript has 19 exons. The record is from RefSeq and is a predicted model, not a curated record. NCBI's taxonomy places the organism in Eukaryota, Metazoa, Arthropoda, Insecta, Hymenoptera, Colletidae. Gene Ontology annotation, biological process: phosphatidylinositol dephosphorylation.
UAAUUUUUUGAUAUGUCUUUAACGAGUUUAUCUAACAUAGAUAAAAAAAAACAAUCCAAAGAUUGUUUAAUUCCAUCCGAGUUAUUGGAAUUCCAUGAAUGUAGCAAGGAAGAAGAAAAUGGGUUCGUUUCAUCCUCCUGCCCUCUUUCCCUAGCAACAAGUCUUCCUAAAUUUAGUAGUGUCGAUAAAAAAACAAAUCAUUCUUGUUUUUGUGAUUCCAGAAUUUUUUUAAAAGAUCAGAAUGAUUUUUUGUCGGGUUCUGAACCAAAAAAUUUAAUGGUGCCCGAUACUAAAAAUCAUGACGUCUCCUCAUCUUCAAAAGCUUUGCAAACGUUACAGUUGAAUUCUUUAUUGGAUACAAAAUCUAAAAAAGUACCAGUAGCAUCAUCUGAACCCUGUUUUUCUACGAAUUCGGAUUUCACUCUAAACCACGAUUUGAAGGUUCAAGACUAUUUUCUACAGACGGCUACUAAAUUGCCAACAUUUGAUCGAUGGAGACUGUACUGUUUUCGUUUCGCUUUUGUUUUGGAACCAAAUAUACCUGAAAAAGGAAUUCGCUACAAUUUUGCCUUAAGAGAAUUAUGUAGACAAGAAGGUCUAUGCACUGGGGACAACGGAUUGCCAGAUUUCUUAGAGGAAAACAACAAUGAUGAUCCUCCUUUACUCAUACUGUUUCGCUUUACGAACGAAGUCGUUCAAACAACUCAUUAUAAUAAGACGUUUUUAGAUCGUGUUGGAUGCUUGGAGUGUGUGUAUUUUAUUGAUGCGUUUUUGGGGUGUCUUUCUAUUCACAAUACUCGAUUUCUUGUUGUAGUCUGUGAUAGUGAAGUUGUUUCUGGCUUUAACAGGAACUCUUUUCGAAUUGAACAUGAUGCACCAGAAACUUUAGAAACGUCCAAUGAAGAUAUGCUGAUUUAUAGAAUACGCCAAUCAUGCCUUAUUCCCUUUAAUAUACCUUUUACUGCUCAUUUCGGAACUGUGGAAAAUAAAAGAUUGCCUUCCUCAAGUAAUAAAAUUUCAACAUGUGAUCAACGGGAGUAUUUACAAAACAUAAGAAAUUGUGGUUUCAAUUCAAGAGGUAUUGAUGUUGAGACGUGCAACAAUAAAUUGAUGGAUAAGGAAACAAAACUGUGUUCCGAUAAUUUAUCAGAUGAAUCGAUUGACGGUAUUUUUGCUAAAAAAAAAACAUUAGAAACAACACACAAUAACAAUGUUUUGAAAAAAUCAUUAACGGAUCAUAAUUUGUUAGAAUUUACCAUACCCGCACAUCAACGUGUUCCAAUAAUGCGAUUGCAAUCUGGAGAUUCAAACGUUUAUACUAAUUUAGUUUAUAACCAUCUAGGGGACAAAAUUGGUAACCAUAAACAGAAUGUUGAAAAUUUACUUGCGACAUCUUUUUACUACUCUUAUGAUACGGAUAUAACCAAUACUCUUCAAAGAAAACGUCAAUUACAAAUACCAUUUUAUUCUCAAAAAUGGCCCUGCAGCUACGAUCCUUAUAAAACAACCAAUCAACGUCAUCAAAAUAUUAAAAAUCAAUUUUCUCCAUCGACCUAUAUUGAAAAAACUUGUGAAAAAAUUCCAUCGAUGGUUGACAUUUCGAAAAAUGAUUCUGUUAAUGUUUGCUUAUUUGACGUGGCUGAUCAACGAUUUGUGUGGAACUGGGAAUUAGUCAAACCUUUUUUAAACUGUUCUAUUGAUUUUCGUUGGACUGUUCCAAUAAUCCAAGGAUCUGUAACGAGUGGUUCAAUACAAUCCUCUUCGAAUGGAAUUGAUUUAGUCUUAAUUUGUCGACGGAAUCGGGCACGAUCCGGUACUCGUUUCAAUCAUCGUGGUAUUGAUGAUUAUGGGGAGGUAGCUAAUUUCAAUGAAUCAGAACAGCUUAUAGCUGUUUGUAACGUGGAUUCAAAAAGUAGAAAAGUUCAGUGUCGCGGAGUUGGAGUACCCAAUAGUGGUUGGAGUUCGUAUGUCCAAAUACGAGGGUCUGUUCCUUUAUUUUGGGAACAAUCUUCAGGAUUAAGCUUAAAUGUUAAUAUUAAUUUGACACGACAAAUCGAUUUUGCUACUCAAGCUUUUGUAGAACAUCAGCGACAAUUAUCCUUCUACUAUGGACAUGUUUUAUAUGUGGAUCUUCUAAGUGCUUCAAAAGGAGGAGAAAAUAAAUUGUCUUCUUCAUUGAGAAAUCUUAUAAAUUAUUAUAAUAAUAACUGUACCUUGCUUAAGUCUCAAAAUACAGACUCUAAAGGUUUGUUUGGUGAUAAAAAUAAACCUGCGUAUCAUAUUCGUUGGGAUUGCCACCAGCAAAUAAAACUUUAUGGGUUUGAAGAAGCGUUAACUCGAUUUGUUAAUUUUCUUCGACCUCAGUUAAAAAAAAUAAAGUAUUAUUCCGAAAAAUCAUCAACUUCUGACGCUUCAAACAUUCAGUAUCAAGAGGGUUGUUUGCGAACCAAUUGUUUAGAUUGUUUAGACCGAACAAAUGCUUUCCAAUGGUUUAUCUGUUGGGAUUGGAUUCAUCAGUAUUUAGUAGAAAGAAAUCUUGGACACUUUUUACAGCCAGCAAUAUUGGGAACACAAUUUGAUUGUGUUCAAAAAGAAAAUAACGAUAGCUUGUCCACGAGAAACCCAUGGCCUUUGGAAUCCAUCUUGCACCAAUCAAAAGAUGGGCAACAAAAUCUGAAUACAUCGUUCGUCCAUGUUUCAUAUCGUGGAUCGGAUAGUGGUUCUUUUUCUGCAGUCUAUCGUUUGCUCAAUUAUCCUUUCCCUUUGAAUGAGUCUAAUGUGAAAGAAGCUUUAGCGGACCAUAAUUUUGGGUCUACAAUAAAAGAAACCGAUCUUCAAAAAUCAUUUUGUAAAAAUAUAGCUAAAGAAAUGGUCGCUCGAAUGUGGGCGGAUCAAGGUGACCGUGUAAGCCGAGUUUAUACGGGAACAGAUUCCGUCAUGUCGGGUGUUAUUCGUCAAGGAAAAUCAUCCUUAGCGACAAAUAUGAUUCAUAUGUUUACUUCUUUAGGACGAUUCUAUCAAAACAAUUUUGAAGAUGAUUCGCGUCAAGAUGCUAUUGAAAUUUUGUUACGGGAGCAAAACAGUUUUUUUAACGCUCGUGUAUGUAAACCAAAAAACGAGAACAAUUUUGCGACGAAUGGCAACUUUACAAAAAAAGUUUCUUUUUUGGAGAAACUUCCCUUAACAGUAGAAAACCACGCAUCUAAACAAAGUGACGGUUUUAGCAAAACUAGUUUAAACGCCAAUCAACAGUUGGUCAAAACGGCGGUGCUUUUCCCAUCAAACAUACAUGAAAAGAUGGCUACAACAAUUCCUUUAAGAAUCUGGUAUGGAACAUGGAAUAUGGGAGGAACGUUUGUGCCUCAAACAAUGGAACAUUGGCUUUUUUAUCAUUUAAAUGCUUCUGGACUCACGCAGGGAUCCAGAUUAGCCGACAUUUACGUUAUAGCAGUACAGGAGCUCGUGGAACUUAGCAAGGUGCGUGUUUUGCUCUCACAAGGAGAUUUAAAAAGAGAGGAGUUGCUAGAAGAAACAGUUAAAGCGUCACUAGGACCUCAGUUUAUAAUGUUAAACUCACAAAGCCUUGUAGGGUUAUAUUUAGCAGUUUUUGUUCGUUCGACUUUACGAGAUUAUGUCACGCAUGUGUAUACGUCGGAAUUAAAAUUAGGAUUUAAAGGUCAAAUGGGAAAUAAAGGAGCAAUAUUUCUUCGAUUGGAAAUAGGCGACAUAUCAUUUUGUUUUGUGAAUGUACAUCUUUCAUCGGGGCAAGAAAAGGCUCGUCAGCGACGAGAACAAUUGCAAAUCAUACUGGAGUCAAAUUUUCAGAGUCGCUUACCCUAUUCCAUUAAAGACCAUGAUUAUAUAUUGAUGGGUGGGGACUUCAACUUCCGAUGUAGCGGAAGCUAUCAUGAAACAAUAAAACUUGUCAAACAAAACAAUUGGAAAGAACUUUUAUUUUAUGACCAGUUAGUUGUAGGAAAACGUUUACGUCUUGCUCCGUUCGCUUUGGUUACUGAAAGUCUAAUUAAUUUUCCACCUACCUAUAAAUUUAAAAAAGAAGCAAAUCAAUUCGAUGAAUCUCGGUCUCCAGGCUGGUGCGAUCGCAUUUUAUACUUUGGAAACUUAAUUCCACAAAAAUUGUUACAAAAAAAUACCAGCGACUUUGUCUUUAAAUGCGUCGAUUACAGCAAUGUUCCAAAUAUUUUAACCUCAGAUCAUAAACCCGUUUAUGGAGUUUUUGAAAUCGGCCUUGUUUUGCCUGAACCAUCGCUUUCGAAAAAAAUUGCACUUUAACGCUAACACUAUUAAACAAAGUUUACGGUGUAUCAGUAGCUAUUUCCAAAAAUCACACGUUUUUGCUAUCUUUAGGUUGCAGUGUAUCUUAGCGCGCUAAUACUUGAUAUCUCACCACUCUAUUUUGACAUUAAAAAAAAAAACUGGGUUGAAAUAAACGUUAUUUUCAUUCGACAAGGGUCGAUUGUAUAAUAGCACUGCGGCUUGUAUUCUUUUGCGUUUUUUUUAAGCUAAAUUCAUUACACGUAUAUGGCAUGGUGUAUGUAAACAUUGCUACAAACUUUUUUGUCUAAUGAUUUUUUAUUGAUUUAAA